AUGGCCGGUGCCAUCAAACUGAGUUAUUUGCUGCGAUUCCUGUAUUUUUACAAAAUUGGUCUUGAUGAUUGCCUGCAGCAAUAUAUAAAGAACUUUGAGAGAGAGAAGAUUAGUGGUGACCAGCUACUACGCAUUACUCAUCAAGAACUGGAAGAUCUUGGAGUCACACGAAUUGGUCAUCAGGAGCUUAUCUUAGAAGCAGUAGACUUGCUCUGCGCACUGAACUAUGGUUUGGAAACAGAAAAUCUAAAAACCCUUUCUCACAAACUGAAUGCAUCUGCGAAAAAUCUACAGAACUUCAUCACUGGGAGGAGGAGGAGUGGUCACUAUGAUGGAAGGACCAGCCGCAAGUUACCAAAUGAUUUUCUGACAUCAGUAGUGGAUCUGAUUGGAGCAGCUAAAAGUCUGCUGGCUUGGUUGGACAGAUCACCUUUUGCUGCUGUCACAGACUACUCAGUAACAAGAAAUAAUGUCAUACAGCUCUGUCUGGAACUAACAACAAUAGUACAACAGGAUUGCACAGUAUAUGAAACAGAGAAUAAAAUUCUUCAUGUGUGUAAAACUCUCUCUGGCGUCUGUGAUCACAUUAUCUCGCUCUCUUCUGAUCCGCUGGUUUCCCAGUCUGCUCAUCUUGAAGUGAUCCAGCUUACAAAUAUCAAGCCAAGUGAAGGGCUGGGUAUGUACAUUAAAUCAACAUAUGAUGGUCUCCAUGUAAUUACUGGAACAACAGAAAAUUCACCUGCAGAUCGGUGCAAGAAAAUCCAUGCUGGGGAUGAAGUGAUUCAAGUUAACCACCAAACUGUGGUGGGGUGGCAGUUGAAAAAUUUGGUGAAUGCACUACGAGAGGAUCCGAGUGGUGUUAUCUUAACUUUGAAAAAGCGACCUCAGAGCAUGCUUACCUCAGCACCAGCUUUACUGAAAAAUAUGAGAUGGAAGCCCCUUGCUCUGCAGCCUCUUAUUCCUAGAAGUCCUACAAGCAGUGUUGCUACGCCAUCCAGUACUAUCAGCACACCUACAAAAAGAGACAGCUCUGCCCUUCAGGAUCUCUACAUACCCCCUCCUCCAACAGAACCUUAUGUUCCAAGGGAUGAAAAGGGAAAUCUCCCAUGUGAUGAUGUUGGCAGACAUAUAGUGGGCAAGCCGGUUCAUACAGGAUCCGAAUCUCCAAACUCAUUUCUUGACCAGGAAUAUCGGAAACGCUUUAACGUGGUUGAAGAAGAUGCAGUUUUAUACUGCUAUGAAUAUGAGAAAGGAAGAACAAGUGGUCCUGGAAGGAGAGAGAGCACACCAACAUAUGGGAAACUAAGGCCUAUUUCUAUGCCAGUAGAAUAUAACUGGGUGGGGGAUUAUGAAGACCCCAAUAAAAUAAAAAGAGAUAGUAGGAGAGAAAAUUCAUUGCUUCGCUAUAUGAGCAAUGAGAAAAUAGGUCAAGAAGACUACAUGUUUCAAAGGAAUAGCAAAAAGGAUACUGGGAAAAAGUCCAAAAAGAAGGGAGACAAGAGUAGUAGUCCAAGUCAUUACUCGCUGUUGCCUAGUUUACAAAUGGACUCAUUGAGACAAGAAGUCAUGGGCACGCCUGGACCAGAAACUGCUUUGUACCACACAUUUCAGCAGUCUUCUCUACAGCAGAAAAGUAAAAAGAAGAACAAAGCACCUAUUCCUGGUAAAAGCAAAAGACGGAUCUCAUGUAAAGAUCUUGGUCGAGGGGACUGUGAAGGCUGGCUUUGGAAAAAGAAAGAUGCCAAGAGUUAUUUCUCCCAGAAAUGGAAAAAAUACUGGUUUGUCCUGAAGGAUACAUCUCUAUAUUGGUAUAUCAAUGAAGAGGAUGAAAAAGCGGAAGGAUUCAUCAGUCUACCUGAAUUUAAAAUUGAUAGAGCCAGUGAAUGCCGCAAGAAAUAUGCAUUCAAAGCCUGCCAUCCUAAGAUCAAAAGUUUUUAUUUUGCUGCUGAACAUCUAGAUGAUAUGAACAGAUGGCUAAACAGAAUUAACAUGCUUGCUGCUGGCUAUGCAGAAAGGGAGAGGAUCAAACAAGAGCAAGAUUACUGGAGUGAGAGUGAUAAGGAGGAAGCCGACACUCCAUCGACACCCAAACAAGACAGCCCACCACCCCCGUACGACACAUACCCACGGCCUCCUUCGAUGAGCUGCGCGAGCCCUUACGUGGAGCCAAAACACAGCCGACUCUCGUCCACGGAGACCUCCCAGUCGCAGUCGUCACACGAGGAGUUUCGCCCGGAGGCGGCGGGNAGCCCCACCGACUCGCCGGUGCGUAAGACGGCGAGCCAGCGGCGCUCCUGGCAGGACCUCAUAGAGACGCCGCUGACGAGCUCAGGACUCCACUACCUGCAGACGCUGCCGCUGGAGGACUCUGUGUUCUCCGAGGCGGCCGUGGUCUCCCCCGAGCACCGGCGGCAGUCGACCUUGCCCACCCAGAAGUGCCACCUGCAAGACCACUAUGGCCCCUUCCCCCUCGUGGAGGGUGAACGGAUGCAAGUGCUGAAUGGGAAUGGGGGAAAGCCCCGAAGUUUCACUCUGCCUCGGGACAGCGGCUUCAACCACUGCUGCCAGAGCCUUUCAGUCGGUGCUGCUGAUCACCACGAAGAAGCGCAGCAGAAGGAGGUGGAGGAGGAGGAGGAAGAGGAAGGCAAAGCAGCAGAAGAAAACCAGGAAGAUAAAAUUGAAACGAUAGAGGAAAAAACAGCAGACUCCUUGCAAGAUUUGUACAGAGCCUUGGAGCAGGCCAGCCUGUCUCCUUUAGGAGAACACCGGAUUUCCACUAAGCUGGAGUAUAAGAAAUCUUUUGUAAAGAGAUGUAGCGAUCCAGUAGUCAAUGAAAAACUGCACCAGCUGCGAAUUCUGAAAAGCACUUUAAAGGCCAGGGAAGGAGAAGUAGCCAUUAUAGAUAAAGUUCUGGAUAAUCCUGCCUUGACAUCUAGAGACUUUCAAGAAUGGAAACAAAUGUACCUUGAUCUCUUCAUGGACAUCUAUCAAAGCAGCACCCCAAGGGACUCUGUUAAUGGCUCGUCUGAGGUUGAUGCACUUAUAGCCUCCUUAGCGCACACUCACUCGUACAUUGAAACGCAUGUAUAAAGGUCUC
Molecule: messenger RNA, 3097 nt
Organism: Aptenodytes forsteri (emperor penguin)
Lineage: Eukaryota; Metazoa; Chordata; Aves; Sphenisciformes; Spheniscidae
Gene: CNKSR2
Product: connector enhancer of kinase suppressor of Ras 2
Exons: 24
Coding region: 1-3090 (1029 amino acids)
Biological process (GO): regulation of signal transduction
Cellular component (GO): membrane; cytoplasm
Molecular function (GO): protein binding
Source: RefSeq, a predicted model, not a curated record